Messenger RNA from Brassica oleracea var. oleracea, 623 nucleotides. RefSeq names its product glucan endo-1,3-beta-glucosidase 14-like. Gene Ontology annotation, cellular component: plasma membrane. Gene Ontology annotation, molecular function: hydrolase activity, hydrolyzing O-glycosyl compounds. Gene Ontology annotation, biological process: carbohydrate metabolic process. Lineage: Eukaryota; Viridiplantae; Streptophyta; Magnoliopsida; Brassicales; Brassicaceae. The record is from RefSeq and is a predicted model, not a curated record.
CCAACACCACCGUCUUGUAUUACUAUUAAUACACCCAAAAAGGCAACUCAAAGAUCAAAAAUACACGUGGAAGAGGGAGCGCUUAAACGUUCCUUCUCUUUACAUCAAUUCAUGGCCACACGCAUCCUCUUCUUCUUCUUCUUCAAAGUUCUUCUCCUUUUUCUCGCUCUCUCAGAUUCUUUUUCAGCGACAAGUAACGGCCAAGGUGUGGGAAUCAACUACGGCCAAAUCGCUAACAACCUCCCGUCUCCGGCGCGAGUCGCCGUCCUCCUCCGUUCACUAAACAUCACGAGGGUAAAACUCUACGACGCAGACCCAAAUGUCCUCUCCUCCUUCUUAAACUCACAAGUCGAUUUCAUGAUCGGUCUAGGCAACGAGUUCCUCCAAAACAUGUCAACGGAUCCAACCAAAGCUCAGAGCUGGAUCCAGCAACGACUCCAACCGCACAUCACCAAAACGCGAAUCACCUCGAUCGUCGUCGGAAACGAAAUCUUCAAAACCAACGAUCGCGUCUUGAUCUCGAGUCUAUUACCGGCCAUGAAAGCGGUUUACUCUGCUUUAACCAAUCUCGGUUUAGAGAAACAAGUAACGGUAACAUCUGCUCAUUCGCUAGACAUGCUUCA